Messenger RNA from Porites lobata, 17963 nucleotides. The record is from the annotation of a GenBank genome assembly. Lineage: Eukaryota; Metazoa; Cnidaria; Anthozoa; Scleractinia; Poritidae.
GACCUAGGCGGGUGACAUUUAGCAGUGUGAGAGAAGUGCAACAAUUAUCAGGUAAAUACAUGUAAUUUGUUUUAUUAGGGAGCUUUUUCUGGAUAGUAUUUACAGCUCAAUCAUGAAAAGUUUCCAUGUUUUGAAUGGAGAAAAUUUGCAUUUUUCAGACCAUAAUUCUGAACAGGCAAGGUUGACCAGACUUCCUUACCACUUGGGUGAAGAUCAAAAACUUCCUGUCCAUCGGGUUGCUAAGGUGGCCUUGCUAUUCUGCUUACUGGUGAGUUGUAAGGCUUUUUUGAAGUAGUCAGGGGGUGGGGUAGGGUGUGUGUGUGUGUGAUGUGACCAAACCCUCUCUCCUCUCUCCUGGGGAAGUUAACAAAUCGACAACAAGCUGCAGGUGAGUGGUUUCACUGCAAAGUUUUGAAUAUUUUGUCAUCAUUUCCAUGGUCGAUAACAGUAGAGACUUUGAAAAAUUGUUGUCGAUUUGUUUUUUACAAUAACAUUGACAGUUUUGACAUCCAUUUCCUUCGAAAUUUCUUGAAAAGUUACGUGCACAAGACAGAGAGAAAGAAAUUUUGCCACCAUCACAUCAUUUCCAUGGUCUGUACGUUUAUCAAACAACGCUCUCCAUCAAUCAGCGCACAAGAAAUCACUCAGUUAUUGUAAAAUGAAUAUUUCUCACAAUUAUGAUCACUAUUUGUAAAAACGUUUAGGGGUAAAAACUAGAGAUUGUGUCUCAGGUUGUUUCUUCAGUUCAAGUAGUUACGUGAGGAUUGGUAACCCUACUACUACAGUACAUUUUGCUAUGAAAUUUUUGAAUUAUUUUGGUCUCUUAAGGGGCAUGGUGAAGGGGGUUUGUGGGGUGGGGUCCAAAUGCAAAAUUUGGUCAGUAAUUGGCAAAAAAGUUUUGUGCUUGCACUCACUUCGCGCAGAAUGGUAUUCCUUAGCCUAAACUUAGCCUCUUAAGCUUAAGUGUGGGUUUUUUUUUUUUUUGGCAUUGGCUUUUGUGCCAGGAGAUAAUUUUGAUUACUUUCUCAAGCUCAUUGGCGUGUAAUAAGCACUAUCUCAUCUCACAUCUUAGCUGCUCACCCUGAAAAAGAGAGCUCCCUAACAACGUAACAUAACUUAUCACAUGCAGUUUGUGUAUCAUUGUGGUUAUCGUUUACUUGUUAUUCUUACCUCAUUCAACAAUCCGCUAUUUCGUAAACUUUUCAACAGAUAUCCAGUGACAUUAUCCAUUCUGCGAAUAACAGUUUUAAACUCUGGUGAAUUAGGUCCAAAUUUAUGCCCACUGUGAUCUGGCUCGUUAAAAUAAGCGGCCAAAAAGCUUGGAGGAUCAUCCUGCUCUAACAUUGUACAUAAAUUAAAUCUAUUCGUUUCUCGAAGGAAAGUGACCGAUUAUAGGGUAAAUAGUGUGUUGGGUACUGGCCUUCUAUUUUCACUUCUGAACCAGGCCAAAACACCACAGCACUCUUCUUAAAAGCUUUUUGAUUCGUGAUCCACACCGGUUCUCCGUUCCACCAUUUUGAAUCCAAGUAAUGCUUUGACACGGCAUCUAAGUAGAAAGUGUCGUUGAAAAUAGGAUCGAAAAACGUAUUUGCUACGAUCCCGUGGCUUUCCUCAUAAAGUCCUGUAACUAACGUGAAAUGAUUCGGGAAUGUCUUGGUAACAAAGGUAUUGAGAAGGUGUUUCGCUUUGUGUCAUUAGUUGCGAUAAAAUUUAAAUUCGGAGUACGAACUUUCUCUAUGUAGUCCCACCGGAAACCAUCGUACGAGACCUAAAUUACGGUAGGUUGUGUCAAAACGAUUCUCUUAUUAAUCGAGGCGAAGGCGUUACGAUAAGGAAGAAGUAAGAUUAAUAUCAACAAGGGCAAUCGGUCUACAAUUUUCGGAACGGUGCUUUCACUGUGCUUUGCCAAUUCCCAAGGACCAAAUUUUGUUCUGCUCAUAAGGUCUCUCCUAAUUGGUUGCAGGAAACAAUGACAUGUCAUUCUUCCCAUUGUUUUAGUAGGAUUUAGGCACCCGAAAGUCAAAAUCUCCCGAAAUAUAAAAAUACAAAUACAAAUACUGUCGCAGGCGUGAAAUAUGACGACGCAUCACCCUAACCAAACAAUACUAAAAUUACAUAUAUUGGCGCAAUGGGCCAAUCAGAAGGCAAGAACGUUUGCUUCAUCCAAUCGAAAGAAAAGGCAAAGAAGCGGAAAUACUCCGAAAGAAAAGGCAAAGAAGCGGAAAUACUCCGAAAGAAAAGGCAAAGAAGCGGAAAUACUCCGAAAGAAAAGGCAAAGAAGCGGAAAUACUCAGCACAUAAAUCACUUGACAGAGAGAUCAUCUCUGCAUUCAAAGGUUGUUACUGCAGUAAGAGAGCCGUACAGAGGCAGAGCAGCUGGAGCCGAGUGAAAGCUAACAAGCCGAGAAGUCGAAGUACCUUACAAAUUUUUUAGCAGAAGUGUGAUAAAUUUCUCCGAUACUUCGAAAUCCUACUGUUUGGACCUUAAUUCGUUAAAUGUAAUUCAUUUUAUAAUUUAAUGUUACAGCGCGCAGACGCAGAGAAAACACAAUAUUCUUUGGUGGGCAAAGUUGGGCAGGGAAUAUACCCGCAAGGCUCGGAUAAAACCCACCGACCGGAUGAUGACCGAAUGAGGGGCCUCGGUACAUGGCGCCAUACCGAGGGGGUGCCUCAUGCCUGUACUGCAAGGGGGGGCAUAGUUCACGCGUGAAAACGCAUGGCCGGCAUAAUGUCCUUGGGCCAAGUUAACCAAGUCCAGCAAAUCCUAUAGCCCCCCCUCCCUGACGGGGCUUCAGCACAGGGCUGAAGGGGUGCCGCAGGCAGCAAUUCCCCGCCCUUAAUGAUUUUAUUAAACGUCUCUGAAUCUACAGACAAGAGAUAGUGCAAAUUAAUGCAGUGAACAAAUGUAGGAAGGUUAAGGAAGGCAAGAAACAAAGAAAAGGGGAGGGUGGGAGGGGAAAAAACUUGGUGCUGCUCAACUUGCAGCCUUCAAAGAAAGUGGCGAUUGAACGGACUGGCGCAGAAUAAGACAAAGAGGCAGGCUGCCAAAUAAGGAGAUCGCGUGUUUGGGAUAAACCGCAGUAGCGAUGCAGGCUCAAUAGUUGUUGCUUGCCAACAUUAACCUUUAUUUUAUGCUAAAAUAUCAAUUAAUGUUACAGCGCGCAGACGCAGAGAAAACACAAUAUUCUUUGGUGGGCAAAGUUGGGCAGGGAAUAUACCCGCAAGGCUCGGAUAAAACCCACCGACCGGAUGAUGACCGAAUGAGGGGCCUCGGUACAUGGCGCCAUACCGAGGGGGUGCCUCAUGCCUGUACUGCAAGGGGGGGCAUAGUUCACGCGUGAAAACGCAUGGCCGGCAUAAUGUCCUUGGGCCAAGUUAACCAAGUCCAGCAAAUCCUAUAGCCCCCCCUCCCUGACGGGGCUUCAGCACAGGGCUGAAGGGGUGCCGCAGGCAGCAAUUCCCCGCCCAAAACGCCGAGUAAUACGAGAAGUGCCCUGUGUAAAGCCCCAGUCUCUAAGACCCUUUCUCCACCUGGUCGCGAGGGCUGGAUACAGCUCUUAUCCGCUCCACGGGGGAAUGAAAUGAACCAGAGACCAUCGGUGGAGAAAGGGGAUUGAGGAGUGGACAAGCGGGUAUGAUCACGUUCUAACUUAAGAACCCAACCGAAACUAAACUUGGGUAGCAUGACUUAAUGAAUGUUCUAGUAGGACACAGUGUUCUCAAUUGUGUUACAAUGAGACAUCAUAGUGUUCUCAAUAAACAAUACAAAGAGACACCGUAGUGUUCCCAUGUUGUUUGUUUUUGUUUUUUUUUUUGUUUUUUUUGUUUUUGUUUUUGUUUUUGUUUUUUUUUACACAACAUAAGAAUGUUCGUGAUAAACAGUAUAGAGCAGCAUAACAGUGUUCCCAAAGCCAAGGAAGCGUGGACAAUAGUCAUUGCGAUGUGACAUCUAAUUGUUUUCAAGUCAUUAACUGGAUAGACAGGAGGCCAAAUUUUGAGGGACUUGGAGAAUGGUUUCUUUGGGUGUCCUGAUGUACGACUGAUAUGCAUCAGAUUUCCAACGGCCAAGAACUUUUAUGAGCCAGUCUGGAAGGCCAGCAGCCCCCGCAGUAGUGGCUGCUCCAAUGCGGAAACUGUGUGAUGCAUAGCAGGUACUAUCCAAUCCACAAACCUUGAGAAGAGCCCGUAAGUUGUUGGUGAGGGAGGACCGAGUAAGAUGUCGUCCAUCCGAGAAUUGGAAGAGGGGCUGGGUAGCUCCACUGGGAUUAGUUUGAAGCAGAUAGUCUCUUAACGCGGUGACUGCACAUACAGUAGAGUUUGAUUUGGCGAUAGUGAGCUUGGCUGUCUCACGGAAAGGGUCUGUUUUGGACUUCUUGAUGACAACCUCGAAAGACACAGGUUGGACAAUGUUGGGGUAAAAGUGGACGUCCGAUCUUGUCAGGUGGGAUUGAAUAUUGAACUUGCCGUUGUAAGUGAAUUCGCUACUACGUAGAAAGCCAAAGAACGCAAGGGUAAAAGCAGCCCACAACAUUGAAGAAUCCGUGUCCAACGAUUGGAAGGGUUUUAGUUUGGCAUAAAUUUGGCGGAGGAUCGAAAUAGUAAGAGGGAACCGGGCCCGUUUGGCAAUACCGAGGGAGGAUUUGAUCCCUCGAAGGGUCUUGUAUAGGAAGGGCAUGGAGGAGAAGUCCAGGGGACAGCCAAACUCAACAUGGAGAUUCUUAACUGCUGCCAGAUAAACUUUAAUAGUGCCAUACGAAACGGUAUUGGAUAAGUGGGUGACGAAAUGAAUUAAGGUUGAUUCACUGGUAGGGAGAAAAGGGGUUUGGGGUGAAAUGAGUUUAUGAAAAAGGCAAAAUCUAAUAAAGUGUCGCUCCCCAGAGGAAUAGGUUCGACGAGUAGAGCUGGCGAUGGACUGGAAAAUGUAGUGAGCAGCCUGCAUAGUUAGACUUUCGUCAGGAAAGGAGGGAUUGGACAGGGAACGGGCGAUGCAUCUGGUGCGAGUUGGUGGAACCGGGGCAUCUGAAAGCGAGAUAAACUAUCAGCUAUGCCGUUGUCGACCCCUGGGACGUGCUUUGCGGUAAAGGUAAAAUUAAACUUCAAAGUUUGAAAGGUGAUCAAACGGACAAGGUUCAUGAUGCGGGGAAUUUUUGAGCUUUUAGCAGACAAAACUGCGACGACUGCCUGGUUGUCACAAUGAAAACAAAUUCUCCUGUUAGCCCAAUGGGGCCCCCAAAUCAUGCAGGCAAGGUAAAUUGGGUAAAGCUCUUGCCAGGUAAUACUUAUCCCUGUGGAGGGGUUGAGCUGGUGGGAGGGGAGCCAUUUUCCCUGGAACCACUGAUUGUCAAAGAAGGCCCCGUAUCCGACUGCACCCGCUGCGUCUGUAUAUAAAUGGAUUUGUGGGGAUGAUUCUGUUGUUCUGCUCAUAAGGUCUCUCCUAAUUGGUUGCAGGAAACAAUGACAUGUCAUUCUUCCCAUUGUUUUAGUAGGAUUUAGGCACCCGAAAGUCAAAAUCUCCCGAAAUAUAAAAAUACAAAUACAAAUACUGUCGCAGGCGUGAAAUAUGACGACGCAUCACCCUAACCAAACAAUACUAAAAUUACAUAUAUUGGCGCAAUGGGCCAAUCAGAAGGCAAGAACGUUUGCUUCAUCCAAUCGAAAGAAAAGGCAAAGAAGCGGAAAUACUCCGAAAGAAAAGGCAAAGAAGCGGAAAUACUCCGAAAGAAAAGGCAAAGAAGCGGAAAUACUCCGAAAGAAAAGGCAAAGAAGCGGAAAUACUCAGCACAUAAAUCACUUGACAGAGAGAUCAUCUCUGCAUUCAAAGGUUGUUACUGCAGUAAGAGAGCCGUACAGAGGCAGAGCAGCUGGAGCCGAGUGAAAGCUAACAAGCCGAGAAGUCGAAGUACCUUACAAAUUUUUUAGCAGAAGUGUGAUAAAUUUCUCCGAUACUUCGAAAUCCUACUGUUUGGACCUUAAUUCGUUAAAUGUAAUUCAUUUUAUAAUUAUUACGCUGCAGAAGUUUUACGAUGACGACCGAGAGAACGCCAUGCACCGCUACUUGGACUUCAGGAACUCAGAGGCAUCGGUAGGUGAACCCUUUAAAAACUGAACUUGUGUUCAUACAAAGUGACGAAGUUCGCAGAUCUUUGCAAUGUUGAUGAAUUUCCUUUUUUAAAAAUGCAAAAACAAGAAGUACUGAGGUGACUCUGCUUAAAAUCUCAGCAGACGAUAAGAUUUAAGCGCGUGGAGUAUAGGACUAUAUAUUAACUUUAUUUAUAUUGACUUACUUUGUUUGCCGGAAUUUAAACAGGGCCCUUAAAACUUGAAUUGUCUUAAUAGACAAAAGAUCCAUCGACCUAGUUCUGAAAAGAGCGCCUUAAAAAUUUUAUUUGAAUUUGCCAGGUCUCGAGAGUAAUGUUGUCGGAAAAGAGCAAACCUCUAGCUCCUCAAAUUCGCUCGGAUUCCCCCGCACGGCGGAAGUGAAGCAGGGCCGUAGCAAGCCUUUAGAUACCAGGUGGCACAAAGAUUUUAGAUAGCUCUUAGUUAUGUUAUUUGAAAAGCAGAGGGUUUGGGGUCCAGGGGAGCCAUUGGACUGGUCUCUCGCAGUAAUAAUGUUUCAGUGCUCUGGGAGAUGAAUUUUUAUUUUCAACUUUAAUGCACGCAUGUUUUGACUUUUUUGGGGCAAAAAGAGACCUGCUGCAGCUACUUUUCUCCACAAUUUCGUGACUUUGCCGAACCAUAUCUUCAUUAUUGUUAACAAACCACUUUCAAAGUUAGCAACUUUGCUGAUUUUAAAGCUUUCUCCUAGUUCCAGCGGUUUCGAUGAAUUUUCACAAACUGGUACAUUUCAAAAGUUAAUAAAACCGCGUCUAUGUCUAUUGAUUACCCUGAUCUAUGCUAAAAUAUUUCGUUGAAUCUGUUUUUCCUACAUUUUUGCAAGGCACUUUAUAAACCCUAAAGUACAUUAUGACGACAUAAAGUGAAUGAAAAAAUGAAACAGCGGCAUCUGACAAAAGAGACGGCGAAAGCUAGAAUCCGAUUCUCGGCCUUGUUUGAAAACUAAGACUUUGUACCAAAAAGUUCAAGAUUCAGAGAACGAAAGAAACACAAAAACGAAACUUUGGGACCGGCUACAAACGCUGCGAAAUCGCCAUAAAAAACUUCGCUGAUGCCGCUGAUCAAGCCCACCCAAGAAUCGAUUCAAAAACUUCCAGCUUCAUCGAAAACUUUUGCCAUGUGCCUGCUGUCAUUGUUGAUAAACAAAGAUGUUCAUGCGGACCAGUCAGGAAACAGCUAUUAGUAAUACGACCAGAAGCAGAGCGCGAGCAGAGGAAAGGAUUUUAGUAGUUUAAAAUACACAGUUGCGAUCCCCUCAGUACGAAAAUAAGAGGAAAGAAGACGGAAAAACCGUGAUAAUAAUUUUAUUUGGAAAAAAGUGUCCGCCAAACUUCAGCUUCCUUGAAACAGAUCUUCUAUGUAACAGAUCUACUGAGAUCUAGACCGAACGUGCACAGUAUAUACAUUGAGUGAAGAUCACGACAAAACACGCAAGUAAUAACCCUGUCACGUCUGGCACACACAGACGUUUUGCCGUCCUCAUUUUUCUGCCGUCCUGUUGUGAAAGCUCACUAUUACAUCCUUCACUGUUGUAACUCCUCUCCCCUAGCCCCUUAGGAAGGCCUGAUACUCAGCUCGGCACUGUUGACGAAAAUGAGACAAAACUGGAUAAAUCUACUACCAUUUGAUAAUAUCUAUAACAGUACACUAAAGAAAGUGUACGUUUCCUGUUUGACCGGCCGGCGUGAGAUCCUUUUCGUGCUAGUUUUAAAUAACUGAAUGUCCCCGUUAGUUAGCACAAUUCAUCAAAACAAUGGCAAAAUACUACGAUAAAAUGAGUGCUAUAUAAAGCCUAGAUCGCCCACAAACACUCAAAUUGAAAUAAUAUGGGCAAGCAAAACAAUGGAUGAAUACUAAAAGUAAUAGAAAAAAUCAGUCAGUUUUUUAACUCAUAGAAUCCUUCUAUAAACGACUUGUAACAAAAGAAAUAUCAGGUAAUAGCAACAUAUGUACUACGAUUAAUGAAGUUUUAUAUAAAGUUUAAAUAGACUUGAAAUUAAAUGAUAUCUUCCCUAACCAUAAUUUGUAACAAAGUGAUUUCAGGCAUCAGGCUAAUUUCUAAUAAAAUAUGUUGUCUGUAUGAGAUCAGAGGCUUAAAUGCAGUAGAAAAAAUAAGCAAGGAUUGCAAAGAGUACAAAAUGUUAUAAUAUUAUUACCCGAAGUGACAAAUAAGGUCAUCUUUAUUUCAGUUUUUCAGUCAUUCUUUAUUUUGGCAGAGUAACAUGCAAGGAAGUGCCGUGAAUGAACCUAGAAAAAUAAGAAGUAAACCCAAUUUCUCUCAAAGUUUUCAUUAACUCAACCGAGGAGGAAAUAGUUAAAUUUUAUAUCAAUGGAAGGGGUCAAUGUAAGUGCUUCAAGUCAACUUUCUUUAUAACUAUUCUCAGUUAUCCCCCGCACUAUGAAACUAUACCAUUAUAUACUAACAUAUAAACGGUUCACACGUUAUUAGAUAACAUUUACUGAACGAUACCUGUGGUCAAUCAUAAAAUGAAUUGCAUAACUUUCUCCCUGCGAAAGGAAAAUUUUUGUUGCAGUUUUAACUGAUUUAUUAAAAUUAAUCAGGUUAAAUGACCGAGCAAACGUUCAAGAAUCUUCUAAACUGCCCAUUUAAUUGGCUAUCAAAACAUCUAUAUCAUUCACAUGGCGAGUUAUGACGAAUCGUUCCCAAAAGCUGUCUACAAAUCGGUAGAAUAAAGGUAUUUUGACACCUGACUCAUCUCACAUGUCUCCAUGUAUGAACUUGAUUUUUCUUUUCCGUUAAAAUAACUCGGUGAAGCCAAUGCUUACAUGCUUGGGCGACUUGUGUGUAUCGGUUUUCCCCGCCUAACAUGCUUCAUCACUUGCAUACAGGCAACAUGCUAGAUUUUCGAAGAAGUCCUUCGUCCUAAAAAGCUCGCUCCGCUUGCACUUUGCUGUAAAAGUGAAACUUGUGAGGUCGAGUUGUGGCUUGUCUACCAACAUGCGCGCACGAUGCAAUGUUAGAAAUAGAGAUGGAGAGAAGGAGUGUCAAACGUUCCCUGCUAGGUUUAACUUUACGAUAACAAGACACGUACCAAUAUUUCGAGGUAUCUCCUGUGUGUACUUUUAAAAAUUCCCUUCGUGCAUGGAAUGAUCGUCGUCCGCUCUUUAAUAACCAUGUUGUGCUUAAUGCCGGAAGUAGAGUCGACCUUGAUUUGGAACAACUCUGCAUGAAACCCGCUUCAAUAUUUCGUCGAAAAUAAUUGAUUCGUUUGUCUACUUUCAUGUAUUUCCCAAUCUGGAAGUCCAUUUACUCUAACCUGCAUUUUAACAACACCAAACUGAAACUGUUUAGAUCAAUUGUUGAUGAACACUAUAAGCCCUUGCAUAGGAAGUUCUUUAAAAUUAUGUAAAUUUAUAGCCAAUCAAAAAGCUUCGAUCUGUUGACGUCAUUCAAUUGGAAACAAGUCACGCUCAUGAAUCAGUCGCCCGCAAGCCGGUAUCUACAAUCAUCGUCAAAAUUGUUGGGAAGGCUGCUACGUACUUUGGCCUGUUUCUCGAAAUGGUUUCAGGAUCGAAUAUAAACAGAUAUACACUCCUCCCAAAGUAGAUAACUUCUAUGGGAGCAAUAUGUUUCGCGUGUUCUUGCAUCUCUUCCUUUCAGUUUUAGUCAUAAUUUAGCUAUUCUUGUUUUUUAGUUCACUCUUGAAUAAGCUACAUCAGGGCCGCUGCGCCUGGAAAUAGGCUUUGAUAGAUUCUGCUAGCAUUAUUUUAUACCCAUCUAUAAUCUAAUACGUAAGGCUUUUCAAUGAAGAGAUUGACUCAACGAGCUUUGCUCGACUCCAUUCGGGGGCUGGUUCCAAAGCAUAGCACCGAUAAAUUUAAAACUUCUUUUUAGAAACUCUCAUUUCGGUUUAGGAAGUGUUAUGAGACACUUCCCGACUUGAGCGAAAUCGGAAUUAAGCUUCACGAUAAGUUUGUUUGCAUCGUGAGAGGAAGCGAAGAUUUGUGUGUCAUCCGCAUACAUGCAUGGAGUUGUUAAUUUUAGACUCUCAGGCAAAACUGGAAUGCAAACAAUGCUCUUGCUCAUGAAUUAUUUUCAAGCUUGGAUGAACCUCGAGUAUUAAAUAAUUAAAGGAAGUUACGGUCUGAGUAAUGGCGGGAAAAUGAACAAAAGACUCCGCCGGGAAGGUUUGUUGACGAAAUUGAAAUUGAAAGGACGGUCUUUAAACUCCUCGUACUGUGGGCCUAUUGUGACUUACGAAUGGCAAAGCCUUAAAGCGUGACCACAGCACUCAUACAAAUAAAAAAUAAAACGCUUGACCACGUGGUCUCAUCAGUCGAUUACAUACCGCGAAUGUAUGUUAGCCACUACGCAUUUACCCAGCUCAAAUUACCAUAAACAUCAUCUAUCCUCUCGAGAAGAACGUACACAUGCACUGAAUUAUUCGUUUGCUUUGUUCAAGUGCACAAAUCCAACAGUUGAGUAUAAUAUAGGACAUCAUAAUUUAUACGUAGUUACAAGACUGAAAGACAUCGUAGGCACUGAUUGGUAAUGGCCAGUCCACACAGGGUUGCUGAAGCAACGAUUUGCACUCGGUAGGUAUAAAACAUGUAUCAGACUUUUACAAGGUGUUCAAUUAAUGGCCGUGGCGUGAAUAAACGACCACACCAACACGUUAUUGUGCUUCCUCAGAAAAGAGCUUUUCAGGAUAAAUGUUUAAGGUACAAGUUAUAAAUUAAGAACAAAGUUUUCACAAUAAGACUAUCUACAAUUACAUCACAUAUACUAACUUACUUUGGCUCAUGCAUUUAACGGUAAAACACCCUGCUAAAAAGUUAAAAUAACUUACAAGCCGGUUACAUUUUUUUAAAAAUAUUAUUUUUUUUUUCAAAUUUUGUCUCGAUUACCAAGAGAAAGGUUACCGAUUCUGUUACAAUUAGACUGCAAAACAGUCGGUUUUUUUCGCAAAAUCAGUAAAGAAAUCAGUAAAGCGUGGCGUAAGAGUCUUAUGCGCGCGAAGCGCGCGAGCCGCACACGUCCGUAGGGCUUGUGAGGCGCGAGAAAAAAAAAACCGACUGUCCGUUUUCCAUACAAUGAGUUCGUUCCUACCAGGGUGUUCAAAAAUGUCGUCGAGCUGUCAAAAAUCUGUUCGCAACUCCGCCCUCUUUGUGAAUUUGAUAGACUCGCGUGUUAUUUUUGGUAAAGCAGUUUUUAGCGUUGCUUUCCUGUGAAAUGUAGUGUAUAUAGUGAAAUGUAGUAUAUGUAGUGGAGGAUCAAGAAUGAGUGAAAGUGGCAUUACGACAACAAAGCCUGUGCCUGCUCCUCGAAGAGGGAGGAAGCCGAAAAAGCCGAGGGCUUUGGACAAAUUGUAGAAUGUGCGGCUGUUGUUUCAAAACACAUUUCGGCAAUUUUACGAAUGGAUGAAUAAGCUCGGAAAAUGCGUUUGUUGCGCCUACCAGAAAAGGGGAAACGUUACCAAAGUGGGCCAACCUACUGAAAAACGAACUUUUCGUUGUCCUCGAGGAAGGAGAAUCUUUCUCCACAAGAGCAGUUUGCUCUCCGUGCGGAACAACAGUUAGAAACUGCCCCGGGAAACUGCACGGCGAUGCUUUCGCAAAUUAGAGAAGAACUGAACACGCCAACUGACAAUGAACAAUUAUUGCGAUUGAAAAGAAUGAGUAAAUCCCCGGGGUAAAUCCCCUCGUUCCAAACCACGUCUUGGUGAUUUAGCUCUGUAAAUUACUAUCUGCGAGAAUUUAAAAUCCUGCCAAAAACGCUAACGAGCUGGGCCCAGCGUGACAAAACAUUGCAGGAAAAAGUCACAUUCACGGACACAAAGAAAUUCGCUUAAAAUUAUUCAAAUCCAGGAGGCUCUUUGGAGAAAUAAAACAACCUAAAACCCUUAACCAGCCGCACUGAAGAGCUUUACAUUUCUAAAGGGGCGAAGAAAGAAAAUGCCCUUGCGUCAGAGGGCAAAUCAUGCCUACCAGAGAAAAUCAAUAUGCGUGUCACGACCUCUCAGUAUUAAAUAUAUUUAAUAAGCGGCCAAAAUUCACAUUUGCUCAGUCAAAACGUUUUCCUCCAAAGCAUAAUCUACUCGACAGAGAAAACAAUUCAUAGGAACAAGCGGCAUGUUUGCAUGAGGUAAAAGUCGUGUGUUUCCUACCGAUCCCCCUUUUUUAGGGACGGACCAUUAGAAAACUUAUGGGGGGGGGCGGGCGAAGUACAAAAAAAAAAUUCGCGCAAGGGAAAAUUAAAUGAAAAAAAAUUCUUGCAAGCCAAUUAACGCCUAAGAAAUAUUCAUGCAAGGGCCUGAAAAAAAUUCAUACAAGGAAUUUGGUAACGAAAAAAAAUUCCUGCAGGUCGAAAAUUCCCCCCCCCCCCCAUAACUUUUCUAAUGGUCCGUCCCUUAGCCAGGCGAGAUCGGCCGUUGCACGGAACGUGAAGAACUCUUUGCAUGAACAAACAUCCGAUAAAUAAGGCUUUUGUCAAAUCCUGUUGGUAGAACACAGAAAACAUCCUUUCCUCUGAGUAGCAACUCCAAAGCUUCCCUCUGCUCCGAUUUUAAAACAAAUCCCAAUUCUUGCGAACAAAUCCAGGCGAUCAACAUCUGUCAUUUUACAGCGAAAGCUUUAGCAAUUCAUCACGGUAUGGAACAACGUGAAUGACUUGUUGAAAACAUUACUUGACAGCUUGGUGACAGCUUGCAUCGAAAUUUAGCCAAUGGGAAUUGCCCGUGGCUGGUAGAAGCGGGUAAAAUUCGAACGAAUAUAACGUAUGCAAAACGGACAGUCCGCAUUUUUAGCCCAGCCUCGUUUGACUGCUCGCGCGUACUUGAAUACGCAAAAAUACGGACUGUUUUGCAGUCUAGUUACAAUAGACUGUAACCGUACUCACUAUAGUGACUUUUCGGUUUUGAAUGGCACAUUACAGUUUGCUCUGUCCUUAGAGGAAGAAAGCCCUUAUAUUUACUCUAAAUUCAACGCGCUUAAAUACGGACACCCCAUUAAAACGGACACUUUCUAUGGCCCCCUCAGUGUCUGUAUUAACAGGGUUUGACCGUAAAUAUAAUGAGAACUAUGACACCAUAUUUGAAUUGGACAAAAUUUGGGGGAGGGAGGAGGAUCACAAGAAAGGUAACUAAGGAGUCACUCUCCAUGUUGCCCCUGAUAACAGAGGCUUGUAAACGUGAGUAUGAAUUUCACAUUUUGACCAUGAAGAGUUUUUAUCAUGAAUACAAAAAAUAUGUAAUAACAUGUGUUUGUACAUACGGACACAAUCAUUAAACAAAUAGUGGCUGAAUAUCUCAUGAACUCAAUUCUUGUAGCGAAAAUCGAGACGGUAAGUCGGUGUGUAUUUUGGCACAGUUACAAGACUUUAUUUCGAUUCAAAUUUAACUUUGUUAUGUUUUGCGGUUUGUGAAACAAUUGAUAUGCUAAUAUAGCGGAUGAAUUUUAAAACCUAUUGACUUCGUCAGGCUUUGUUAUCACAAACUAGUAUGCCAUUUUCAGUUUCAAACCAGUUUUAAGACAUUCUGUGACUCAUUCAAAAGGAAAGAAGCAUGCAAAUUUGAAGUAUUUCUUGAAUAGAGCUUAAGGUGCUCAAUAUUAUCUAUAAAUAGGACACAAGUCAAUUCUUAACGACACAAAUACUCUCUUCCUUAUUUACUUCAUGUGUAUGAUGAAUACAGAUGGUAAACAAAAGAAAAUACAGACAGGAUGCCAACAGAGAACUAAGUCCUUGAAAAGAUGACCCCUUAAACUUCUCUUAUAAUACCUGGCAACUGAACAUCUUGGUGAAUAACGCGGAAAGAAAGUAGUGUUAUACCUCGUUUUUUAAAGCGUUCCGGGAAGUGGCCGGGUAUUCUGAAGAAGCUAUAUCUGUUUUAGGACUAUAUUAUUAAAGCUUUGCAUAUAAGUACUUCUUAGCACUCACUAGUUCACGGUGAAAUCAAAAUUUUCAGCGAACCGCGGGUCUCACCUUAAGUGCUUUUCAUGAUUGAAGAAUUGAAAAAAGCGAUUCUGUGCCGACUUUUCUCAGCUUUUCCCGAUCAGAUGCAAGUGAUUACGAAUCUUUAGUUCUUGAGUCUACCUGCUCUAAACACCUGCUAAAACUGAAUUUUAAGUCAAAGCAAACCUGUCCAUUUGCUGACGAUGUUCAUAAGUUUUCGCAUUUGUAGAAUCCAGUCUUGCCAACCAGAAGGCUUUUUUGGUCUCAAAUUUGUAUCGACCGGUCCGGAAGUAGAAAUGCAGGGGGGAGGAGGGGGCUGUAGAAAUGACUCGGGAAAAUGACGGUCACGCGACUUACCUCGCAGCAAAAAUCAAAUAAUGCUUUGAUAGGAGCGAUCGUCGUCCACUGAAUCUUUUCGCAUGCCAAGUCCAAGAUUUAUUUACUGCUUGUUUUUGUGAAGUGCAAAUCAAUGCCGGAGGUAGUGUCAAUCUCGAUGUGGAACUGCUGUAACCUGAGAUCAGGCCCAAUUUUACCGGUUCUCAAACAUUCUCUCUAACGGCACAAAGCGAAACGAAAAUUGAGCCUGAUCUCAGGUUAGAACUGCUGUGGAACCCGCUUCAGUUUCUCGUAGAAAAGAGUAAAUGAGUCGUUUGUCUUCUUUGUCUUCGGGUUUGCAUUUGUAAAUGCUUUAAUUUAUGUACAUUUGAACCAAUCAGAAACCUUUGAUCUGUUAAGGUCAGUUCCAAGGCUGGUUACGCUCAGUUGACUUGUAAAUCGUAUCUGUUGUGGACUUUUAAAAGCAGCUGACUUAAAAGUUUUGGUACAAAGUAACAACGACGAAUUUCUUUUCUCUUCAGCUCUCCCUUAAACAGUAUUUUACAAUGUAAAAUUACAUUUUUACUCCAAAAAGAACCGGUGGACCUCUGAAUCAUGCAUUUGAUUCCCUGCUGCCACCAAUCAGAGAGCGUUAAUGUACUUACGCUAUUGUUAGGAUAGGCAGGUCACGCAACUUUUGUCGCCAUGCCGUGUAUAUGUACGGUGUGGACCGACUCUUCACCAUUUUCGCCCUUUUGUAAUACGCAUUCGUGUCCGAGCACUUCCCUCUCUCAGUAGACCAGUAAAUAUUCUGACGUUCAUGAACAGUCGAUAGGCUUUGAGUUCUUAAGGGCGCUGAAAUGGCGAGGGACUCGCGCAUAUGUGACAAUGAUAUGAGAAAGAUUUUGAUUUUUUUCUCACGUAUAAUCCUACGUUUUGGAGCUGCGACUCUGAGGGUUGUAUAUUUAUCGUUCGUGGAAUAGGUUAUUGUUUGUCAGCUAUUGUUUUUUUUGUGAGUACUGUUCAGUCUUUUGUAUAGGCCGUUUGCACGAUGACGUCAUUUUAUUACUAUGACCAGAAUCUUUUUCGUUUUUCCUUUCAUAUUUAAAUUUUGUAAUCCCAUGAGGUUUGAAUAACAGAAGCCCUAAGUAGCACAAGAAAGCAAAACCCUGAAGGAUUCUGGUCGUAGUAGUAAAAUGAUGUCAUCGUGCAAAUGGCCCAUUACGUCAUUAGGGUGAUUUCCCUCGUCCGCAAGUCCAACCCUUUGCUGAGAGAUUGUUGUGACUUAGUUAUCGUGCUUUUUCGCAGUCACAACAAUCUCUCAGCCAAUCAAAAGGCAAGCAGUUUCUGAAACCAGGAUAAAAUGAAAGAACCUGGGGACCAAUAAUCAAGGACUUCGACUUUCAACGUGGGUGGCCCUGUUCUGAUACCUGUCUUCCUCUCUUCCAAUGUUGUUUUGUAAUGGGUUUUCGGUGGAAGUAAUGUCCAUGUUCGAGGUCAACAUUGAAAGGAACAGGGAAAAGGAGGUCGAGCACAACAUGUCAACGUUAUUCCUUCAAUUAACCCAAGUUCUAAUAUCACCAGGAUUGUAUCAUAAAAAGAAGUAGAACACUUAUAAAACUAGAACUUGGAACAAUCUAUGUGGGGCUGAAGGAGCUCUGAAAGAAGGAAGUAUUUGCACACACUGCGAGUUCCGUCUGAUACAGAACUUGUUCAGGCCUGCAGUCACGUCUGCGGUUUUCAAGUCCGGGCAAUGAAAAGACUUAACUGAUAAAAUCGUUAUCAAACAUAAGGAAAAUAUAGAAGGUAAACCUGUUUACAAGUAGGCAGCUGUCUAUGAACAAUAAUAAUAUCAGAAUCUAUAUUAUACACUCUAAUUUUCUUUUACUGACUCUCCCCCAUCUUUCCCAUCUUCUGAUUCAAGAUAUCCUCGUCGACUAAUGGAGCUGUCUGUGGAGGUUUACCGCAUGCAGUAUGACGCUUAUGAGAUGCGACCACAUCGUCAGCUGGACAGAGGAGUGAGACCGCAGAUCAACGAGAGGACCAGACCCCCUGGCUGUCAGGAUGGAACUAGGUACUCUGUCGAGGAGACAAACCAAUUUCAUGGGCAGGCCCAAGAAGAUGAACACAUGCGUGCAUUUUCUCUCCCAAGGCAAAUAACAGGAAGCAGGUUAGUAUACUAACGGUGCAAAUAGCGUCCGAACAAUCUGAUUCUGUUACUACGAAGAAGCAGUGAUAUAUGGCAAGGAGUACUCCUACAAACUAGGUAUCAUGUAAUCUAAUAAACUGAACUACAGAGAGGGGAGGGUCGGUCCGUUUAUCGACAGUCACGUCAUGAUUAACAUACCCGGAAAGUUGUUGUUGUUUACAUUUAAGAAAGAGACUGGUUUCCUUUGAUAGCCAGGAACCACGCUCUUGUUCUUUAGAUUUUCAUUUAACCUCAUCCCAGAGCUUUCACCUCCUCAAAGGGAAAAGCCUUGGGACGAUUGGGGAUGAGGUUGUUUGAAUUCGGGGCCCCAGGCCGCUCGAGGCUACUAAGCCACACUAACGCGACUGAAAAGAAGUCUAUACGUUGUUCAGUGAAGACAAUAUGGUGGAAUUGUUUUACUGACUUAUCGUCCACCAAAAGGGAAAUGGUCGGAUUAUGUUCAGACUGCUGGGAACAUUUUGCUCUUCUCAAACUGAGUUGCUUCUAUAGCUUCGAUGAUCCUCUCAAUUACUCCUAGUUAUCCUUCGAGUUGUAUUACAUGUUUUUGAUAUAUUCAUUAUUUUAUCUUCAUCUUCCAUGGGUUUACAACAAACCACUGAACCGAAUGAGACCAGCCCCCUUGGGUUAAUUUGUAAGCUCAAUUCAGGGUUAGACUGCGCGCGCUGCACUGGCCAUGGUAUUGCAGAGCUCCAAGGUUUCGAGGUCGUACUAGCCUGAAUUUUACGGCUGCGUUGUAAAGGUUCCUUCUUACUGCUGUGAUGUUCUGCAUUUAAUUUUUUAUUGACUUUAUACUGCAGUUCUAUGUUUUUAUAUACAUUGUUUGUUAACUUGUCACCGUUUGAAAUCCUUUUUGACAGAUUAAAAAGAUGUUCAGUCUAACCAAUUUCAACAGUUUUCAAAAAAUAACUGACAUAAUGAUAAGGUGAUUAUUAUUUACAUAGGUUAUAUCCCCAAGAACCAGUGUCAUGCAUUGGUCAGAACUGUGGUGGAAAAUAUACUUGGAAGAUAGAGCAUUUCUCUCAGCACAUCCAGGAUGCUUUCAAUGGAAUAAUAACAUCACACGGGAGUCCUCCAAUUUACACUGGCCUACAAGAAUACAAGUUCUUCAUGCGUAUCUUCCCAAAAGGCGUUAAUGGUGGGGAUCAACGGCACAUUGGCCUUUUUGUUGGUAUGAUGCAGGGAGAAUACGAUACUAUUCUGGAGUGGCCCUUCCGUGGACGAAUCGUUCUCACCAUCAAGGAUCAAACUGGUGAUGUUAAUGGCCUCCGCAACGAUAUCAGUGGCACUUUCAUGGCGAAAAGAAAUGUGGGAGCUUUUCAGAGACCCACUGCCGCCGGGCCAUACAGCACCCUGUAUGGCUACGCAGAGUUUGCACCGAUAGCCCUGGUUUGCUCCCCACAGUACUUAAAAGAU